Messenger RNA from Chinchilla lanigera (long-tailed chinchilla), 4587 nucleotides. RefSeq names its product von Willebrand factor A domain containing 9 (gene Ints14). Lineage: Eukaryota; Metazoa; Chordata; Mammalia; Rodentia; Chinchillidae. The transcript has 12 exons. Gene Ontology annotation, cellular component: integrator complex. The record is from RefSeq and is a predicted model, not a curated record. Gene Ontology annotation, biological process: snRNA 3'-end processing. Bases 405 to 1961 code for a protein of 518 amino acids.
GCGGCCCAAUAGUUCCGGAUGUGGCGCGCGGUCGGGAAGUUUAAACUGACGGACCGUGGCCGCCGAUGGGCUCGGUGUGAGUUGGGAGGCCGGGGUGCCUGGUGCCGGGGUCGUCUCUCCUUCCCCGUUGGGGCUCUUUGUGGAAAGGUUAGGGGCGGAGAACAACGCAGGGCCCGCGCCCGGCCUUCUCGCCGCCUCGGGAGCCGUCUGCGGGGCGCUGGCUGCGGGGCCCUGCGCCCGGCCUCUGCAGCUCCCCGCCGCAGCUCGCCUCGGCCCCUGCCCUGGCGCGCUCCUUCCCAGGAGAGAUUUCCAGAUCUCAAGUGCUUUUGACGGAUUUUGAAGCAUUUCUCAGCGUAUAGCUGUCUCUUUGCAUUCUGGCUGGGAGCGCUGGAGUGGUCUUCACCAUGCCGACAGUGGUGGUGAUGGACGUGUCCCUUUCCAUGACCCGCCCCGUGUCUGUCGAGGGGUCCGAGGAGUACCAGCGCAAGCACUUAGCAGCCCAUGGUCUGACAAUGCUGUUUGAGCACAUGGCCACGAAUUACAAGCUUGAAUUCACAGCCCUGGUGGUUUUUUCAUCGCUCUGGGAGUUGAUGGUUCCUUUCACAAGAGAUUAUAACACCCUGCAGGAAGCACUAAGUAAUAUGGAUGAUUACGACAAAACCUGCCUGGAGUCUGCAUUAGUUGGUGUUUGCAAUAUUGUGCAGCAAGAAUGGGGUGGUGCAAUUCCUUGCCAGGUGGUUCUGGUGACCGAUGGCUGUCUUGGCAUUGGUAGAGGGUCGCUGCGACAUUCCCUGGCUACUCACAGCCAAAGAAGUGAGAGCAACAGAUUUCCACUACCUUUCCCUUUCCCAUCUAAGUUGUACAUCAUGUGCAUGGCAAAUUUGGAGGAGCUUCAAAGCACGGAUUCCCUGGAAUGCCUUGAACGUCUCAUAGACUUAAAUAACGGUGAAGGGCAAAUUUUUACUAUUGAUGGCCCCCUGUGCUUGAAAAAUGUACAGUCUAUGUUUGGAAAGCUGAUAGACCUGGCAUACACACCUUUCCAUGCUGUUCUCAAGUGUGGCCACCUAACCGCUGACGUCCAGGUCUUCCCCCGGCCAGAGCCUUUUGUUGUGGAUGAAGAAAUUGAUCCUAUUCCUAAAGUCAUUAACACAGAUUUAGAAAUAGUGGGAUUUAUUGACAUAGCUGAUAUUUCAAGUCCCCCAGUUCUGUCCAGACACCUGGUCUUACCUAUAGCACUUAACAAAGAAGGGGACGAGGUGGGUACUGGUAUCACUGAUGACAACGAAGAUGAAAAUUCAGCCAAUCAGAUUGCAGGCAAAAUACCCAACUUCUGUGUCCUACUCCAUGGCAGUCUAAAAGUGGAAGGAAUGGUGGCGAUUGUCCAGUUAGGUUCUGAAUGGCAUGGAAUGCUCUACUCCCAAGCCGACAGCAAGAAGAAGUCCAAUCUCAUGAUGUCUCUCUUUGAGCCUGGCCCAGAACCUCUCCCCUGGCUGGGGAGAAUGGCCCAGUUGGGUCCGAUUUCAGAUGCUAAAGAAAACCCUUACGGUGAGGAUGACAAUAAGAGCCCAUUUCCCCUGCAGCCGAAAAACAAACGCAGUUAUGCCCAGAAUGUGACCGUCUGGAUCAAACCCAGUGGGCUGCAGACAGAUGUACAGAAAAUUUUGAGAAAUGCACGGAAACUACCUGAGAAAACGCAGACAUUCUAUAAGGAGCUGAACCGCCUGCGAAAGGCCGCGCUGGCCUUCGGCUUCCUGGACCUACUCAAGGGCGUGGCCGACAUGCUGGAGCGGGAGUGCACGCUGCUGCCGGACACGGCGCACCCCGAUGCCGCCUUCCAGCUCACCCACGCCGCCCAGCAGCUCAAGCUGGCCAGCACCGGCACCUCCGACUACGCCGCCUACGACCACAACAUCACCCCCUUGCACACAGACUUCUCUGGGAGCAGCACGGACAGAAUGUGAACUGAGGAGUUAACGUCAACUCUUCGAGCACAUUCACCCCUGACCCAGCCACCGGGGCCUUCCUGACUUUGCCUCGGAAGCACCCCUCGCAGGCCAGAACGGCUGCUCCAGGGUGAGGGGCUGCCGGGGGCUCAGCUUCCCGGCUUGGUGUCUGAGCUGUUGCUCCCUUGAGGGACUCAUCCCAGGAAGCCUGGGAGGCUGAGCACAGCGCUCCUGCCGUUGUCUUCCUCAGGAAACGCCGGCGAAGGCUGCCACUUCCUGAAAGUGUCCCCUCUCCGGGCUGUGCCCGGCGGUCAGGACCUUUCCAGGCUUCCCUGGAGAGGCAGCCCAGGUUGCUUGGGACUUGCUGAGGACAAACGGGAUACACUGAGUUCACAACUUUGCUUAGAACUUGGUAAAAUGUGACAGUAAUGCUUGGGUGCUUUUGGUGUGUGAGUACAAACUUUUAAACAGCAACCACAUACGUGUAAAAUGAUUCCUGUAUUUUUAAUGAAAGUAAAAUACUUGAUUUUCUAUAGCAUACUUUCACUGAGAAACUCAUGGUCCUCUGUCCCUUUGUCUGUCCUGUCAUUUGACUCUAGUGACACAGAUUCAUAGAUCCAGAAGUUCUUGGAGGGUCCACACUGACCUCUUCAUCCGAUCCUGAUUAGGCUGUGCUGCCUACAGCAGGUUCCAGCCAGCACAUCCCGCAGACCACGGCCCAGUCAGCCGGGUUCCCAGUCAUGGGGGCUCCCGGUCGUCCGCUAGCCUCAGGACCUUGCGCAAAUCGCGCCACUUCUGCAGGUUUUAUUUACAUCAGCAAUACUUUUCCAGCCACAUGGUGCCUUCAGAAGAAUUCCCUCAGGCUUCAACCAGAACAACUAUUUUUGUUUUAGUAUGCUGAACUACUAGAUGAUACUUUGCCUAAACAAGUUCGAAAACCAUUAAAUAAUUCUAAAGCACAAGUUCUUAGGAUUUUGAUUGCAAAUGUUUUAAUAUAAAUACACAUCUUCCUCAGACAGCAAUCAAGGGGUUCUUAACAAUUACGGAGAACACAGAGCUUCGCCACGAAGACGCAGCAUCUACUGCAAAGCUGAUCUGCCUGGUUACAGUCAGGUGAGAGGACAGCAGAAGUCAGUACAAACAGCUGUUGACGGAAGUUACAGACAUGCAAAAUGCCCUCCAGUGCAGUGAGUUUUUAAAACAGCUUCUGCUAAUCAGAAACUUCAGGUCAAAGCUGACCAGUCUCCUUUCCUCCAGGAACACUGGGGAUGGCAGAACAGAAAGCGCGACUAUGCCUUAAAUUCUUUCAAUGCAAGUGUCACUUCUAACACUUACUUUACCUGGUUUAUGUGGAAUGUUCUGGAGGAAACCGAUGUGUUUUUACAACAGCCAACCAUAAUGGCUAGACUUUCUUCAGUUCCUCUUUGUGCGUUUCCUACCAGGGAUCCCUGGUAAAGGACCAGCAGGUCAUUUCCCGGCCAAAAUUCCUGCUGUUUUUAGUGUCCUACUGCAGACAGGUAAAAAGCCAACCCAACAACCCAACAACAGCACAAAAAACGUGUGUUUGAGGUUCAAAAGCGUACAGCCUCCCCACUCUCUCAGAGAAGUACACAGGAAAUGGACUCAGCCGGCACAAGGGAAUGGAGACUGACUUUCAGUCUGUGCCCCCGUUAGACAGCAGGCGGGCAGGGCCUGCUCCAGGCUGGCCUGCGUUCACUUUGCAGUGUGCCACAGGCUACAGUUUGGGCACGUCUAUGCGUGCCAGUUUGGCCAGUGUGGCGUGCAUUCUUUCCUGACUCUUGCAGCCACCUGAGUUUGGAACUAACAGUGUUUUCUAAACAAGGUCUCCUCUUUCUUUAGACUUGAAAACAGUCCCGAUUUACCUAGCAGCGAAGUGAUCGUGGUGUUCCAAGGUUCUGCUUGGAUUCUCUCAAGUCACCUUUGCCUCUUCAGGGCCCACACUGGUAAGCGCUAUAGUAGUAAGCACUGUGGUGACAGACAUGGUUAGGCUGAAAGAUGUCAGGUGCAAAACUGCUCUCCAGCCCGCUGUGACCAGAGACUUCUCAAUGACCAAGUAUACUUGAUUUUCAAAAAGUCAGUGCCCUCCCCGCCACUAUUUAAGUAGUCCUUUGGGUACAGAAUAUUAGGUUCUGCCUGAGUCACUUUAAAGCGUUCUACAGAGCAACGCAGUCUUGCUUUUUUUCACUACUAAUAGGGAAAAAGAACAAAUCCCAACUGUAAGAGUGCUCGGUCCCUGUAGGAACAGCGCACUGGAACUGAGUCUCUGGCAUGUGAAGAACAGAAUGGGUCUGGGCGGAGCCCUGUGCUGUCGUUAAUGCACACACAAGAGUGAACCUGUUGUCAGAUGUCGGGAAGCCGUGUCAUGCAAGUACUACACUAAGAUAAUACAGCAAAUUCAGGAAUGUCACUGUGGAAAGGGCGACAGCCUCACUGAGAAUUUAAUUGUUUAACUUUAAAAAAACGUUUACAUCAGUACAAGAAGGUAAAACUGUAAGAAUCAUAGAUUAGGCUCAAACUGGCAAGAAGCCUUCUAAAUCUCUCGGAUUAGUGGACCUUUUUCUUUUUUUGUCCAUACCGCCGCCUGCGCUGUUUAUAAAGAUGACGAAAAUUUAUGUAUAACCCU